GCGGGGAGCGCACUGAACAGGGGGUGCGCGGGGAGUGAUGCACGGGGUGGGUGCCGUGUGGGGCAUCGUGCACGGUGAGCAGCGCCGGUGGCUCGUGGUGCAGGCCCCCCCAGACGUGACCCAGCACCCGGUGCCCACAGCUGCAGCAGGGAAGGAUUUAAGUAGUGUCUGCCAGCCCUCUUGCAGCAGAUGUGGUGAUGGUUUGUAAUCAAGCAGCAGAUUAAGGCCUGCGGGUUGAGGGGUCGCCUGUCUUUCCCAGUGGCGCAGAAGAGCUGGAUUUAGCCCGCGACUGUUCCCAAACAUCCCCAGACGCCCACAGUGGGGACGGGGGAGGGGGCUGGCUGCUGUGUGCCCUACAUAUGCCACCUGCCCCACAGACCAUGUGGUGCCCUAUGGGGAUCCAGCCCUGAGGGAUGGGGAUGCUCUGGGGGCUGCUGGUCCUGGUGCUCAGCAAGAGCCCAGCACUCCACUGGGCAAUGCUGCCGUCACCUGCAGUGGUGCUGGGGCUGCUUCCUGUGCAGGAGCUGAGCUGAGGCCAGAGCAGGUGGUGAAAGAGGGAACAGAAAGACCCAGGUGCAGAGGGGCUGUGAGGAGAGCUGGUGGCAUGUGCUGCUGCUAAGAGCUGGAGCCACGUCCCUGGGGAUGUGGAUGCAGUUGAGGGCCCUCCCGGCUCCAAGAUCCUCGCAGUGCUGGUGGGUCCAACCAGGCUGUAUCCUGACAUUUGUCCCAGGGCUGUGUCCCUUCCUUUCCCCCAGCAGAAUGGCAUCCCCAGAGCAGGCACAGAGCAAAGGUCCAGAGCAUGUAUGUGCCUCCGUAAGGGCAGGGAGGGGAGAACCCUGCGGAUGCCCAGCCUGCAGCAGCUCCAUGGCCCCAGGGCACCAGCAGAAAGCUCCUGGGGCCAGUAGGGACUCCGCACAGAGCUGAGAUAAGCCAUGGAAAGAUGACUGUUGCUGGGAGAAAGGGGGAUUGAGGGAUUAUUGCUACAAGAGGCAAAAAGCCUGCUAGAGCCUGAAAUCAAUUUGCUCCCUGCUGGGGAGAGCAAAAUGGGUCCUCUUUCCUGCAGAUCCUAAUCUGGCCCAUAAGGAGGGGCUGGGAAUGGUGUUGUCAACAACCAGCAAACCGCCUGCCCAGCACUGAUGGAGCACAGAGGCACAGCAGCAGAGCAGAGUGUGGGACCCUGUGGGCAAGGGGGAUACCGUGCAUCAGCAGUUCCUGCAACUGCCAUCUCCCAUCAGGGCAAGCAGUGCCCAAGCUGAACACUUCUCUGCUUGCUGCUCUGGGACAGUGCCAGCCCGCAGCAGUCCCGCACUCUCUUUGGCACUGCUUCCCUCUGGCUCUCGCACAGCCUUCUGCUUGCAGCCCGUGCUGCAGUGGGAGACGCCAACAGCAGCCCUGUUGGGCUGGGAACUCCUGCGAGUGCUGUGUGUCCUCAGCCUGUCUCUCCUCCCCGUGCCUGGGUGUCAUCCCCGAGCCCUGCAGCACCAGAGCUAAGCAGAGCACAGUUAUUUCUGUACCUCAGCAUGCAGACAAUUGCCACAAACUAAAGAUGCAGGACGCAGCUCCAGAGCAGGGUCAUGGCUGCUUCUCCUUCCCCCUUGGGGCUGGGCUUGUACUCUCAGCACAUCUCUCGGUAUCGGGUGCGGCACGCGGUCAAACCACAGGUUGCAGAGCUCAAAGACACUGACAGCUCUGGAGCCUCUGAGUGAGGAGGGGAGAGGUCCUGCUGUGCAAUGGAGGAGGCAAACCCCACCCCCAUGGUGAUAACGGCCACCACCGACUUCUACACCUGGGAGUACAGCGUCUCGUGGGAUGACGGCACGCUGCCUGAGCUGUGUGAGAAGCAGGCAGUGCAGGGCUUCGCCCGCACCUACCAGCCGGCCAUCUACCUGCUGCUCUCGCUGCUGGGCACAGUGGGCAACGGGCUGGUGCUGCUCACACACACCCGCUACCGCCGGGCACGCAGCAUCACCGACGUCUGCCUGCUGCACUUGGCCCUAUCGGACCUCCUGCUGCUGCUGACGCUGCCCUUUGCCGUCACUGUGAUGCUGCAGGGCUGGUCCCCAGACACAGCUGCCUGCAAGGUGCUGCAGGGCGUUUAUGCCCUCAACUUCUACAGCGGCUUCCUUUUCCUCACCUGCAUCAGCAUGGACCGCUACGUGGCCAUUGUGCGGGUGCCAGCUGCGUGCCGCCUGCGCCCACGGGCUCGUCGCCACGGCUGGCUGACGGUGGGCCUGGCCUGGCUGCUGGCCGCGCUGCUGGCACUGCCGCAGUUCAUCUACGGCAAAGCAGAACAGCACCAGGACCUCCACAUUUGCCGUGUUGUUUUCCCCCCGGCAGUGUCACGGGCAGCACGGGGAGCCACCAACCUCACGCAGGUCGUGCUGGGCUUUGCCGUGCCCUUUGCGGUGAUGGCAAGCUGCUACACGGCUGUGGCUCGGACGCUGCUGGCGGCUCGUGGCGCUCAGCCCCACCGGGCGCUGAGGGUGCUGCUGGCCCUUGUGCUCGUGUUUGUGGCCCUGCAGCUGCCCUACAGCUUGAUGGUGCUGCUGGACACAGCCGAGCUGCUGGCCAGCUGGGAGCUGAGCUGUGCACAGAGCCGCCGCAAGGACCUGGCGCUGCUGGUCACCAGCGGGCUGGCAUCCCUGCGCUGCUGCCUCAACCCACUGCUCUAUGCCUUCCUGGGCCAGCGCUUCCGCCGUGAGCUGUGGCUGCUGGCCAGCGAUGCCGGCUGUGUGGGGAACAUCGACCCGCGCUGCCCCGGCUGCCCCAGUCCUCGCCAGCGCUCAUCACUCUCCACCUGCCAAGAUGUGGCAUAGGAAUGUAGUGCCAUGCCCAGGGCAGGCGCCAGCAUCCGUGGGACUCAAAACCCCCCAGGGAAAGCCUGAAUGGCCCCAGGAGUCCCUGGAGCUACUGAUAGGGGCAGGACAGACAGACUGUGUCCUGGGCAGAUGGAGACAAUGCCUCGCGUGCAGAGCCCAGUGCCAGCACUGGGGAAACGUCCCCAGCUGCAGGGAGACCAUGCAAUGUCACAAGUGGUUGGGGGUGCAUGCCACAAGGGCACCAUGCAGUGCCACGCAUGCCCCAGUAGGACCGUGCAUUACUGUGUGAGUGGGACUGCAAUGCCACAGGGCAGCGCCUUCCACCUUCGUUUCCACCCUUGCAAUAAACCCUGC
Molecule: messenger RNA, 3173 nt
Organism: Lagopus muta (rock ptarmigan)
Lineage: Eukaryota; Metazoa; Chordata; Aves; Galliformes; Phasianidae
Gene: CCR10
Product: C-C motif chemokine receptor 10
Exons: 2
Coding region: 1731-2816 (361 amino acids)
Biological process (GO): chemotaxis; immune response; G protein-coupled receptor signaling pathway
Cellular component (GO): membrane
Molecular function (GO): C-C chemokine receptor activity
Source: RefSeq, a predicted model, not a curated record